Molecule: messenger RNA, 1683 nt
Organism: Epithele typhae
Lineage: Eukaryota; Fungi; Basidiomycota; Agaricomycetes; Polyporales; Epitheliaceae
Product: glycosyltransferase family 57 protein
Exons: 12
Coding region: 1-1683 (560 amino acids)
Biological process (GO): protein N-linked glycosylation
Cellular component (GO): endoplasmic reticulum membrane
Molecular function (GO): dolichyl pyrophosphate Glc1Man9GlcNAc2 alpha-1,3-glucosyltransferase activity
Source: RefSeq, a predicted model, not a curated record
AUGAGCCAAUCUCGGCUGUCGCCAGUCACGGCGCGUUCGUCCUCGACUUUUACAGGCCCGGAGAAGCCACAUCUAUUGCCCGACUCCAUACCGGAGGAGAGCGUGUCGGCUGAAAAGGAGGAUAAGGCGGCCUCCCCACAGGGCAAGACCGGAUGGGCCUCAUGGGUAGAUCUAUCGAAGCCUGAGUGGGGGGUUCUCGUCGCGUCGACAUGCCUCAAGUUGCUGCUUUUUCCUGCAUAUCGAUCCACCGACUUUGAGGUGCACCGUAACUGGCUCGCCAUUACCCAUUCAUUACCUGUGUCUAAAUGGUACUACGAUACAACAUCGGAAUGGACACUCGACUACCCCCCAUUCUUCGCGUAUUUUGAGAAGCUGCUGUCUAUCCCAGCUUACUUCGUAAACCCUGCAAUCGUCGACCUCAAUAAUCUGCACUACGGCGCGUGGUCUGUUGUUGCAUAUCAGAGGACGACAGUCAUUGUCACUGAGCUGGUGCUUGGGGCGGCUGCACUCAAGUUCACCCGAGGAGCAGAGAAUCCCAAGAUGCAGUCUAUCAUCUCAGCGUCACUCUUUCUGCACCCAGGGUUCCUCAUCGUGGACCACAUACAUUUCCAGUACAACGGGUUCAUGUUCGGCAUCCUUCUCUGGUCAUUACUCAUGGCCCGUAAUGAUCGCAAAUUGGCAAGCGGGUUCUUGUUCGCUGUUCUGCUCAACUUCAAGCACAUCUAUUUAUACCUUGCACCUGCUUACUUCAUAUACCUCCUGCGUUCGUACUGCCUGUCGCCAUCAUACACACUCCUUCCGGGUCGCUUCCUCGCCCUCGCCAAUGCUGUCAUUCUCACAUUCCUGGUGUCUCUUGGGCCCUUCUUACUCAUGGGGCAGCUCCCUCAACUGCUUAGCAGGCUUUUCCCCUUUACUCGUGGACUGAAUCACGCUUACUGGGCCCCCAAUGUUUGGGCUCUAGUUACUGCGGCUGACCGAAUCCUACUGAAGCUUAUCGGUCACGGACAGCUCGGUGGUCUGGCGGUCAAUGAAUCAGGCGUUGCCUCCACCUCUCGCGGUCUCGUCGGGGACACAGUGUUUGCGGUAAUCCCAAACGUGAAGCCUAUUCACACCUUCGCCAUUACUGUUGCCUUCCAGACGAUCUACAUGGGCAAGCUUUGGACCAACAUGUCAUACAAAUCGUUCGUCACUGCACUGACGCUGUGCGGCUUCACGUCUUACAUGUUUGGUUGGCAUGUGCACGAGAAAGCGAUUUUGCUUGUGCUGGUUCCCCUGAGUUUGCUUGCCGCAGAUGACAAUGAGAGUUUCCGUACGUUUACAAUAGCCUCUGUGGCAGGAAUAUUCUCGUUGUUCCCUUUACUGUUUACGCCUGCAGAGACGCUUGUCAAGAUCAUCUAUUCUGCUCUGUGGUGCAUCUUUGUCCUGAGGCCUAUCCACCAUCAGGUCUACACCUUCCCACGAGGCGUUCCCUUCGUUGUGAUGGAUGUCGUAGAACGCAUCUACAUCGCUGGGUUUCCGAUACUUCAACUGGUGGUCACCCUUCUUCCUCUGCUAGCUCGCCGCUUCUCUGCGAAUGGAUCGUCAGAAUCGGGCUACGAGUUUCUUCCUCUUAUGCUCACCAGUAUAUACUGCGCUAUCGGGCUUGUAUGGGCAUUCAUCCGACUAUCUUCAUGUAUCUCGUGA